Musa acuminata AAA Group (dessert banana) is the source of this 309-nucleotide messenger RNA. RefSeq lists its product as uncharacterized. The record is from RefSeq and is a predicted model, not a curated record. The coding region runs from base 1 to 309 and encodes 102 amino acids. Lineage: Eukaryota; Viridiplantae; Streptophyta; Magnoliopsida; Zingiberales; Musaceae. The transcript has a single exon.
AUGGGGAACUGCUUAGUUCGUGAGGAGAGGAGGGCGAUCAAGAACGGAGAGAUCCUAAGUUACCAAACACCUCUGAUGGCUCAACAGGUGCGGGAUGAAUCAGAAGCCGCUGCAGGAGCGAGGGCCAUCAGGAUCAAGCUGGUGGUGACGAAACAGGAGCUGAAGGAGAUGCUGAGACAGGGAGGGGUGUCCCAUGAUGCCAUGGCUUCUCUCAUCCAAAGAGAAGAGAGCAGAAGUGGUGCAGGCGACAAGGAGAGGUGCAUGGAGUGGAGGCCUACUCUAGAAAGCAUACCAGAAUGGAUCGAGUGA